AGAAGGAUAAUUAUCACAUCUAGUCGUCAAGCAGCGUUUUUCUAGUUGCAGCUACCAUAAUAAUGACGUCACAUCUUCAGCUGUUUAUCACUCUGUCAUGCGCAGUCAUAGUUCAUGGAGUUGAACCAKCCCUUUUGAGAUGCGAUCGCAAAAGAGAUGCAUUAUUCAAGAGAGUUGACAAAGAUCGAAAGUUAAGUGGUCACGUGAUAGAAUCCCAUGACGUAGCUAGUUCCCUGGACUGCGCGGAAAAAUGUUUGGAGACUAGUGGAUGUAAGUCGUACAAUUACCAAGAAACUGGUUCUCCUCAUCACGUKUGCCAACUGAAYAACCAAUCAAAAUCAAGUGCGUCUUCAUCUGAUUACGUCAUCCAAGAAGGAUUCUCGUAUUAUGAUGCUGAACAACACGUUUUAGAGGCUUUACCUGCCUGUUCGUCGUCUCCUUGUCGAAAUGGUGGAACAUGUAGACUUGCUGGGUGUAACGAUGAUUACACAUGUGACUGUGCAGAGGAUUAUCAUGGCGAAUACUGUGAAAAGUGGAUUGGUUUAGAUGGUUCAACCAGCGCACGACCUGGRCAUUCAUGCAAGUACAUCAAUAAGUAUGGAAAAGCCAAAGGGGAUGGAGACUACUGGAUUGACCCGACACGAUCUGGAAAACCAUUCCUGGUAUCUUGUGAUAUGACAACAGAUGGAGGAGGAUGGACUGUCGUGCAUCGAUGUGAGCUAAAGUCGUCCAGUCCAACAGGUGCUAUAGAUAUGCCAGAUUAUAGAUCCAUGAAAGAGCUAAACUGGAAAAAAAGAAUUAAUACUGAUAUCUUAUUGAGCCUCCGAAACGACAUGGGAUUCAAUCAGAUGCGAUUCUAUUGCCAUAAGAAAGCCGUUAAAAGGACAGUCCACGUGAUGACAAAGAGGACUGAUCGUGGCUAUGAUGUCAUCACAGAUACUUCACUAAAAACUCAGAUACACCCGCCGUUGCAUGUUCCUCUUACUUCACAAUGCCUGAUGACACAUCUGUGGUUUCCAAGGACUGCAAAAAAUUGGGCUAUAAACGCGAUGGACAUUCCUACCUUAACCAAUGGGGAAACAGAGGUGAACAUCGAGGUUCAGUCCGGUUAUACAAAAGAGUGUUGAAUCGUCCGGAUGGUUAUACUAUAAGCUUUACAAAUGAUUAUUUUUACUGCGACGACCAUAAGAAAAACAAUUUAAACGCAGGUGAUCUGUGGGUCUUGUAUGUACGAUAAACAAGCUACGAUGAUAAACUAUGCAUGUAUGACAAUCUAUUUGGUAUGACAGACCAGUUGAACUAUUCACGGAACAGGGUCCUGUAAAAAAGAGCUUUCUAGCGUGGGGUUUGUAUKAGUACGUUGAGAUUUAUUGUGUGUCCUAUAGGUAUCCAAUARUASCUUGAGUUCGUACGAUUAAGCUUUGGGCAUCAACAACAUUCAUUUAAAAUAGCUACGUACACCUUUUUUAGCGUAGUGAGACCCUGGAGACAUCGGUGAUGAUGUCAGAUGGAACCAUAAAAGAGAUAGGAAGUACUCGUAAAUAAUUCACGAACGUGUUUAAUAGGAGAAAAUGUUGGAAAGACCCGGAAAGAUAUUGUCAUGAAGUAUUCCCAAUUUCGCAAAUCAAACUGAAAAAUAAAUAUAAAUAGCGAGUCCUAUUAUUAUACUAAUAACCACAUUGACGUAGAGAAAGAUUUUUGCUUUGGGGUCUUGCUUCAAUGAAGUGAGUAUAGCC
This is a messenger RNA of Exaiptasia diaphana, 1736 nucleotides long. RefSeq lists its product as uncharacterized. Gene Ontology annotation, molecular function: oligosaccharide binding. NCBI's taxonomy places the organism in Eukaryota, Metazoa, Cnidaria, Anthozoa, Actiniaria, Aiptasiidae. Bases 63 to 1127 code for a protein of 354 amino acids. The record is from RefSeq and is a predicted model, not a curated record. The transcript is spliced from 6 exons.